This is a messenger RNA of Dermacentor andersoni, 1245 nucleotides long. The record is from RefSeq and is a predicted model, not a curated record. Lineage: Eukaryota; Metazoa; Arthropoda; Arachnida; Ixodida; Ixodidae.
UCCUUUCAAGAGCGUUGCCAGCUGCUGACACUGCUACCACGCAACCUAACCGUGAAAUAUGUGCAGGAAGUUAUUCCAGAGGCAACGAGGUACGUUAUUCAAAAAUCGAAGAAGAUGGUGGAUGAAGAAGGCGUAUGGUCAACACAGGAGCGAUAUACAAGAUGUAAGCUACAACACGAAGACAUUACCACCGUUUUAGAAUAUUACACCAUGGAUGAACUCGAUUGCUCUAGACAGACACCGAACAAAAAGGAUGUUGUGAGAAUCGAAAAGAAGGAAGAAAAGGAAUGGGUACCUGAACGGUUCAUGACGCGGUCCUUGCGAGAAGCAUUCCGCCUCUACAAGCAAGCUCACCCUGCCUCCCAGGUUGGCCUCACAAAAUUCAUAUCCUUGCGUCCUAAGUGGGUGAAAUGCUCGCCACAGUGGCAAGUGUGUGUUUGCGUGUGCUGUGCAAACUUUCAGUUGUGCCUCGUGGGACUGCAGAACGCCUCCGGAAGGUCGCUUUCUCCCAAUGAUAUGCAGAGUCUCUGCGUAUGCCAGGAACCUACUGCGUCAUGUUUCCUCAGGAAUUGUGAGCGCUGUCCACAAGAUGGCAUUUUCACUUUGGAAAAUUUUGAUAUGAGCAGCGAGGACGAGGUGUUGAUUGCUUCAUGGGAAUACGGUGAGCUAGUUCAAAAAACUCUUACGGCUUCAUCAUUUAUGAGAGAAUUUCUAAGAAUGACCAUGAAAUGGAUUCCCCACAACUAUAUCAGAUCUGUGCAAGCAAAAGCAAUAGAUGAACAAAAACAGAGCUGCGAGAGAGGUGCAAUUGUUUUGCAUUUUGAUUUCACCGAAAACUGCACAGUUGUGCUUCCAGACGCAGUACAAGCGUACCAUUGGCAGACGAAGCAGGUCACCGUGUUUACCUGCGUUGUCACGUCAAGAAAAUCGACUCGGAACUACGCCGUUAUUUCCGACAAUAUGUCUCAUGAUUCAGCUCAUGCAUGUUUGGCUCUGUCGAAAAUCAAAGCACACCUCGAAGACAACGCGCCAAUCUACACUAAGGUAACACAUGUGAGCGACGGGGCUCCCGCUCACUUCAAGAAUAAAUAUCAGUUUCAUUAGCUACAACGCAGUGAAUGUCAAGAGACGAAAUGGAUGUUUUCGGCCACUGGACACGGCAAAAAUGCUUGCGACGGCGUUGGUGGGCUUGUGAAACAUCUAGCAUCACACCACAACUUGCGGAAGCCUGCAAGUGAGGCCAUA